AAACGAUGGUGCAAUCUUCAUUUCCAUCUAAGUUUCAAGCCAGGCAUAGAGAGAGAGAGAGAGAGAGAGAGAGAGAGAGUAGAGAGAGAAAGUAAAACCCGAAGACUUCCUGAAACCUCAGACAUGUUAUUGUCCUCUUCUUCUUCUUCUUUCAAUUCUUCUUGUUUUUGUUCUAUUCAAUUCUUUCUCUGCAACUGUCCGUACUAGAAAUGGAGGAAACAUCAACGACCGUGACUGUCGAUGAGGCAUCAGCGCCUUUACUACGUCCGAGGCAAGGAAACAAUACAGAUUCGACGGCUCGUCCAACCACGCUUGCGCUUUUGCUUGGUCGAGCAGCUGGUCGGCGAGGGCCGUCAAUGUUGGUGCGUGAGACGGCGGCGAUACAGCUCGAGGAGAGACGUGCUGAUUGGGGUUACUCGAAGCCUGUUGUUGCUCUUGAUAUUGCUUGGAACCUUGCUUUUACUGUUGUGGCGAUUGUGAUGCUUAGUUGUACAACAAAAGAGCAGCCUAAUACUCCGAUUAGGGUUUGGAUCUGUGGGUAUACGUUACAGUGUGUGGUUCAUGUGGCUUUGGUAUGGUUGGAGUACAGGAGGAGGAAUUUGCGAAGGCCUCGUGGUGGUGGUGAUGAUGGAAUGAGGACGUCUGAUUCUGAUUUGAAUGAUAGCGAUGAGGAUGAUGGAGAUACCUGGGGCUAUAGGAAUGGAAGUCGAUCAAGGAUUUCCAAGCAAUGUGAAUCGGUUAAUACAAUGGCUUCCUUUCUCUGGUGGAUAAUUGGUUUUUAUUGGGUGGUCUCUGGUGGUGAAAACCUUCUGCAGAAUGCUCCACGUCUAUACUGGUUGACUGUAAUAUUUCUGGCAUUCGAUGUGUUUUUUGCCAUCUUUUGUGUUGCUUUGGCAUGUUUGAUUGGGAUUGCACUCUGCUGCUGCUUGCCUUGCAUUAUUGCACUUCUUUAUGCUUUGGCAGGCCAGGAAGGUGCAUCAGAGGCAGAUCUCAACAUCCUCCCAAAGUACAAGUACCGAAUUGGAAAUGAUGAAAAGCCUGAUGUCGGAACUGGAAAAAUGGUUCCCAUAGCAACAAAUAGUGGAUACUUGGCCGAUGAACGUCUCCUUUUACCUGAGAAUGCGGAAUGCUGUAUCUGCCUCACGCCAUAUGAGGAUGGUACAGAGCUCCAUGCUCUUCCAUGCAAUCACCACUUCCAUGCUCCAUGCAUUGUGAAAUGGCUUAAGCUUAAUGCAACAUGCCCUCUCUGCAAGUACAAUAUCCUCAAGGGGAGCAGUGAACAGGUCUGAAGAAACAACUAACUGCAAAGAUUCAAUGCUUAUGAGGUCUGUUCUGUUGUCAGUGGAGAACUAUCGUGAGUUCAGGGUCUGUGAAGGAUUUGCCAUGGGCAAUUUUUCAUCUACUAGAUAUUGAGGACUGAGAAUAAAUUCCAAGGUGUCAAAUUAAAUCAUCUCUCGUUAGUUGUGUCAAGAAGCUCAAACCAUUACUUCCUGGAGUCUUGCAAUGGAGAGACUAGGCAAGGAGAGGUUCGAUGUUUUGCCAUCUUGGCUGCUUACGGUGUUUGGUCAUUCUGAGGGUAGCAAGUACUUGCUUCAGUUUGAGUCGGUCCAUGGUAAGGUUUUAAAACCUGGAAUUGGUCAAACCGGUUGAAACCCGAGAAACAGAAUCCUGAAAGAAACAAACAUUUUAAUAUAUCUUUGAUUUUAUUGAGUUUGUUAUUAAAAGUCUUGUAGAUCUAGUUACAAGUAUAAAGUUUUAUUCAUUGUCUAAUGUUUUUCGACUAGUAAAAAAAAAAUAGAUCUAAGUAUAUUUAUGACUGAUUUUAAAUUGGGUUUUGGGAA
Macadamia integrifolia is the source of this 1841-nucleotide messenger RNA. RefSeq names its product E3 ubiquitin protein ligase RIE1-like. The transcript has 6 exons. Lineage: Eukaryota; Viridiplantae; Streptophyta; Magnoliopsida; Proteales; Proteaceae. The coding region runs from base 210 to 1289 and encodes 359 amino acids. The record is from RefSeq and is a predicted model, not a curated record.